Fonsecaea multimorphosa CBS 102226 is the source of this 1023-nucleotide messenger RNA. RefSeq lists its product as uncharacterized. The transcript has a single exon. The coding region runs from base 1 to 1023 and encodes 340 amino acids. Lineage: Eukaryota; Fungi; Ascomycota; Eurotiomycetes; Chaetothyriales; Herpotrichiellaceae. The record is from RefSeq and is a predicted model, not a curated record.
AUGUCGUCCCUUUUCGUUCCUGUCGCUCUUUCUUUCUUCGCCAAAUCUGUUCUUGCAGCACCUGCUCCAGUGGUGACUGGUACCAACCUACCUCCUAAUAUCGCCCAGCAGGCGGGUGGUGGCCUGCCAAACCAACCUGGCACCCCUCAUGUCUCCCAAUCUGGGAUUGGCAAUUUCCAGCUGGCUAACUUUUUGGAGAAUCUGGAGUCGGCUUUCUUUCAAGAGGGACUGAUGAACUAUACACAAUGGGGAACUGGAGGACAGACGAACGGUGUGAGCAAUAUGGUCGUGGUCUCGCACAUUGCUGCUCAAGAGGAGGUGCAUGUUGCUUCCAUUGUGGGUUUGCUGCAAGCAAAUGGCGCCCAGGAUGUCGCCCCAUGCGAGUACAACUUCCCCACGACGGAUGAGACCAGCUUCCUAGCACUGGGGAACAUCAUCACCACUGUUGGCAUUGGCGCUUUGAUCGCCCUUGCGGAUGGUCUCUCGACGAGUGACCCUGGCCUGGAGGCCACUGUCGCCUCGAUUCUUCCUGUUGAGUCUCGACACGACGCCUUUUUCCGCCUCACCGCGAACGAGAUCCCCAAUCCCACCACAUUCGAGACGAAAAUUAGUGCCCCUUGGGCUUACAACUUGGCUCUUGACUUUAUCGUCGGAAACUCAUGCCCCAAUCUGCCCUCAUCGCUCACCAAUCUGCCUGUCUUUCCUGAUCUGGGGAUUGUCGGCUAUGGUGGCCCGUCAUUUGCAAACCCCAGUGCUCCUGGAAAAUUGAUCUUCAAGGUCGGCCAACCAAACAUGCUCCCUCAAAACUGGAACUCGGGUCCCCUCUACAUGGCGUGGGUUAACCAAAACAAUGUUCCUGCAUACACUGCCGUGACCCAGCAGGGCGACGAACUGCAUGCGGAUGUGCAACCGGGAAUGUUUGGGAUUGCAUUCGCGGCACUGACAAACCAAAACACGGCGACCAAUGUCGAUGACUUGACCAAGGCGACGCUGGCGGGACCUUUGCCAAUUCCCCUUACUUGA